Molecule: messenger RNA, 765 nt
Organism: Porites lobata
Lineage: Eukaryota; Metazoa; Cnidaria; Anthozoa; Scleractinia; Poritidae
Source: the annotation of a GenBank genome assembly
UUAGCUUUACAAAAUGCACAGGCUUUGGAGAGAAUGCGGCUUAAGCUUACCGCAACUCAUGAACAAGAAAUGGAGGAAUUAAGGAUGGAGAGCCAAAAAGAUUAUGAAAGAACUGCGCUGAGGUUGUCAGGAGAUGUGGAAACCAUGGAAAUAGAACAUCGAAAAGCUUUGAGGCAGUUAAAAGCGGAUUUGACUGAGAAACACGAAAAAGAAAUGAAAGAAUUACGGGAGGAGUUGAGUGCUAAAGACAAGCAAUUGAUUGACUUGACCAAGAGCCAUGGCGAGGAAUUGGCAGAUGUGAAGAAUCGACAGUACAAUGAUCUGUUGGAUGAGGUUUCGAACGUGAGGGACGAGUUUGCGUUGCAAGCAGUACAGCAAGUUCAAGAAGCGAAGUUAGAAAUGGCAGAAGACAGUUUUAAAAAGGAUGCUGUCAUCCAAGAAUAUGAAGAUAAGAUCCACCAGAUCUUAGAACAACACGAAAAACAGAUUAAAGACUUGAGUACGGAAUAUGAUUCGCAGAUAAAAGAACUUAGAGACGAGCUUGAAUUAUCUAAGCAAUGGGCAACAAACGAUAAAGGGAAAGAGGAAGAACUGCUGGAACAGUACGAAGCGAAAAUUAAAGAUAUUAAGCAGCAUUACGAAAAUGAGAUUGCGGUAUUAAAGCACCAAAAUCAGUCCAUAAGUCAAGACGUUAAUGAGAAAUACUUGUCGGAGGAAAUGGAAAAGUGUCGUAGCCAAGUCGAAGAGUUAGGAGCUAGAUUACAA